GUGAGAGUAGCCGCUGCUCACAAUCAAGCUUGUUUCAGCAGCGCCAUGGGAAGUGGUGCUGCUGUCUUCGGUAGUGCGAGCGUGGGAUACCAAAGCGUGAAGUACACAGCGCCCACGUUCAGUGGAGACGCCAAGAGCUUUUCUUCGUGGCUAGAGGAUUUGUUUAUGGCAGCGGACACAGCAAACCUUCUUGAGUUUUUCGAGGAGGGGGGGGCGGAGAUCCCCGUAAACAGUGGGCAGAGCAAAGUCCAACUGUCCAGGUUUUACCCGCACGACAAAGUAGAGCUCGCUUUCCACGCGUGGAAUUUCCUCCGUGGAGCUCUCAAGGACGAGAAAGACAGGACAAUAAUGAAGCGAGCUGAGUCGCCCCUGGGGGCGCUCCGUGAGCUGAAGGGGUUGUACGACCCAAAAUCGUCCAUGCAGCCUGCGGAUGAGUUAAAAUCCCUGACAUCCAAGAAGAUCCCGAUGGCAGAGAAUCCGCAACAUGCUCUCAACAGUAUGCUCGCCACCGCAGAGUCCCUUUCGAAACGGGGGCUUGAUGUUUACGAAACCUUCGUUUUGCACCUCUUCUUGGAUGCCCUCUCCAACGAGUACGCUAUGACCAAGCACGACCUCAGACAAAAGGAGAAGUUGACAAGGAGUGACGUCCUGGAGGAGGUCACCAUCGAAUAUCGAUCAAUCAUGGAGAAGGUGAAGGCGGGGAAAGGCAAGGGCGCACGCCGCACCGAGCAGGCCUACCUCGCCGAUGGAGGCGGCCGCCGUGGGCGGUCGUCGUGGCGUGGGGGCGGCCGCCGAGGGCGGUCGUCCUGGCGUGGUCGUGGCGGUGGCCGCAGCGGCGGCCGCGGGGGCGGCGACAGCAGCGGAAAAGGCGGUGGCGGCGUCGAGGAGAGCAAGGGGAGUGGCUCUGGUGGGGCAGAUGGCGGCGGUACCGGGGACAAGAAGUUCCCGGGCCGGUGCUUCACGUGUGGCCGUUUCGGACACACGCAGCAGGACUGCACCACCAAGGAGAGCGACUACCUCCCGCAGUGCUCACACUGCGCAGGAUGGGGUCACAGCAAAGACAAGUCCGCGCCGGAGGAGGCCGUCCUGGCGCAGAUCGUCCAUGCCGACAGCGACNGUCGUCCUGGCGUGGUCGUGGCGGUGGCCGCAGCGGCGGCCGCGGGCAGCGGAAAAGGCGGCGGCGGCGUCGAGGAGAGCAAGGGGAGUGGCUCUGGUGGGGCAGAUGGCGGCGGUACCGGGGACAAGAAGUUCCCGGGCCGGUGCUUCACGUGUGGCCGUUUCGGACACACGCAGCAGGACUGCACCAC
Molecule: messenger RNA, 1307 nt
Organism: Ectocarpus sp. CCAP 1310/34
Lineage: Eukaryota; Phaeophyceae; Ectocarpales; Ectocarpaceae
Source: the annotation of a GenBank genome assembly